AUGGUCCCAAUCAUCAUCGGCGGAAUCUUUGAAACCAUUGGGUAUAUUGGACGCGCGCUGUCGCAUAACGAUCGGGAAGCUCUUGGUCCCUACGUCAUACAAACUCUACUCCUCCUUCUCGGACCCGCCCUUUUCGCCGCAAGCAUCUACAUGAUCUUAGGUCGCAUUAUCUUGCUAACGGAUGGAGAGCGAUACUCGUUAAUACGACGUACAUGGCUCACGAAGAUCUUCGUCGGUGGCGAUGUCCUCUCAUUCCUCACCCAAUCUGGGGGUGGCGGUAUCAUGAGUGGUGCAGACGAGGAUAACCCUGACAAUAUGAAGAUCGGGGAGAAGGUGAUCAUCGUGGGUCUCUGUAUCCAGGUUAUCUUCUUCGGAUUCUUUGUCCUCACGGCUUUUGUCUUCCAAAAGCGCGGACGCGGACAUCUCCUGGCAUUGGAGGGAUGGGUGCCAUGGAGAAAGCACUUAUACGUGCUUUACGGCACAUCGGUCUUGAUCUUAGUCAGAUCUGUCUUCCGAGUGGCCGAAUAUGCACAGGGUAAUGACGGGUACUUACUACGACAUGAGGCGUUUCUCUACGUAUUCGAUGCAGUGCUAAUGCUCAUUGUCAUGGCCUGGCUAAAUAUUGUUCAUCCUGGAGAGAUCGCCGAGGUUUUGAAGGAGAAGAAGAAGGCUGAGGGAAUAGGGAGGCAGCAUGAUAUGGAUCUUCUUGGUUACCAUGACAGUUCAAACAUCUAG
Alternaria postmessia is the source of this 735-nucleotide messenger RNA. RefSeq lists its product as uncharacterized. The transcript has a single exon. NCBI's taxonomy places the organism in Eukaryota, Fungi, Ascomycota, Dothideomycetes, Pleosporales, Pleosporaceae. The coding region runs from base 1 to 735 and encodes 244 amino acids. Gene Ontology annotation, cellular component: membrane. The record is from RefSeq and is a predicted model, not a curated record.